AUGGGCGGCGUGAAUACCGAGUUGCGGCGGCGGGUCAUUGCCAUUUACAAGGAGCUCCUCUACCUGGGCCGAGAAUACCCCCUCGGCUACGACUACUUCCGCCCGCGCUUGCACAAGGCCUUCUCCGCCAACGCCGGCUUGCGGGAUGAGGAUUCUAUUCGGCGGGGGAUCGAGAGGGCCGAGUUUGUGAAGAAGGGUGAGGGCAGAAGAACCCAAGGCGGAGACUGGUGCUGCGUGUAG
This is a messenger RNA of Colletotrichum orchidophilum, 240 nucleotides long. RefSeq names its product complex 1 protein. Gene Ontology annotation, cellular component: mitochondrion. NCBI's taxonomy places the organism in Eukaryota, Fungi, Ascomycota, Sordariomycetes, Glomerellales, Glomerellaceae. The transcript has 3 exons. The coding region runs from base 1 to 240 and encodes 79 amino acids. The record is from RefSeq and is a predicted model, not a curated record. Gene Ontology annotation, biological process: respiratory electron transport chain.